Molecule: messenger RNA, 633 nt
Organism: Maylandia zebra (zebra mbuna)
Lineage: Eukaryota; Metazoa; Chordata; Actinopteri; Cichliformes; Cichlidae
Gene: aicda
Product: activation-induced cytidine deaminase
Biological process (GO): cytidine to uridine editing
Cellular component (GO): nucleus; cytoplasm
Molecular function (GO): zinc ion binding; cytidine deaminase activity; RNA binding
Source: RefSeq, a predicted model, not a curated record
AUGAUUGCAAAGCUAGACAGUAUGCUUUUGCCCAGAAAAAAGUUCCUCUAUCAUUACAAGAAUGUGCGCUGGGCAAGGGGCCGGCAUGAAACAUACCUCUGUUUUGUAGUAAAAAGACGAGUAGGGCCUGACUCCUUGUCCUUUGACUUUGGACACCUCCGCAAUCGCAAUGGCUGCCAUGUAGAGCUGCUGUUCCUGCGCCACCUUAGUACAUUAUGCCCUGGUCUAUCUGGGUAUGGAUUUCAUGGGGAGAGGAGGGUCAGCUACUCUAUCACCUGGUUCUGCUCCUGGUCUCCCUGUGCAAACUGCUCUUCCAGACUGGCCCAGUUCCUCAAACAGACACCCAACCUUCGCCUCAGGAUCUUUGUCUCUCGUCUUUACUUCUGUGACAUGGAGGACAGUCGUGAAAGAGAGGGUCUCAGGCUGCUUAAAAAAGUCGGCGUGCACAUCACAGUCAUGAGUUACAAAGACUUCUUCUACUGCUGGCAGACUUUUGUGGCUCAGCAAAGCAAAUUUAAGGCCUGGGAAGAUCUGCAUCGAAACUCAGUACGUCUGGCCAGAAAACUCAACCGCAUCCUCCAGCCCUGUGACACAGAAGAUUUAAGAGAUGCCUUCAAGCUUCUUGGACUGUAA